Molecule: messenger RNA, 5354 nt
Organism: Psammomys obesus (fat sand rat)
Lineage: Eukaryota; Metazoa; Chordata; Mammalia; Rodentia; Muridae
Product: protein B-Myc-like
Exons: 1
Coding region: 4531-5124 (197 amino acids)
Biological process (GO): positive regulation of cell population proliferation; regulation of transcription by RNA polymerase II
Molecular function (GO): DNA-binding transcription factor activity, RNA polymerase II-specific; RNA polymerase II cis-regulatory region sequence-specific DNA binding
Source: RefSeq, a predicted model, not a curated record
UCACAGUUUAUUAGAUUACAUUUACACAGAUGUUAUAAACUCAGGGAAAGAAUAAAACAUACCCAAAAUUCUCAGGGGAGAAUCGCUAUUAAGUUUAACAAUAUGUACUGUGUUGGUGGCUCUCAAAUUACAUCUCAAAAUAGACAUUAAAGGUUCCAGCCAAAAGAAAAAAUUUCAAAUAAAAUCUCAUUAAAAUUAAAACCCUAGGGGGUGGUGUCACACGCCUUUAAUCCUAGCAGUUGGGGGUCAGAAGCAGGCUGUUCUCUGUGAGUUCUAGGCCAGCCUGGUCUACAGAGUGAGUCCAGGACAGCCAGAGGCUCAUAGUGAGACUGUCUUAGAAACAAAUAACAAAUUUUUGGGCUGGAGAGAUGGCUCAGUGGUUAAGAGCACUGGCUGCUCUUUGAGAGAUCCAGGGUUCCAUUCUCAGAACCCACAAAAGUAUGUAACUCCAGUUCUAGCAGAUAUGACAGCCUCACACAGACAUACAUGUAGGCAAAAAAAAGCAAAUAAAAAUAAUAAAUAAAUCAUUAAAAAAAUUUAAGACCCUCCACACACAUAUGUAGCAGAUGUGCAGCUUGCUCUUCAUGUGGGCCCCCUAACAAUGGGAGAAAGGGCUGUCUGACUCUGUUGCCUGCGUUUGGAUCCCUCUCCCCUAGCUUGACUGGCUUGUCUGGCCUCAGUGGGAGAGGAUGCCCUUAGUCCUGUUGCAACUUAAUGUGCUGGGGUGGGUUAGUACCUAGGGGAGGGAAGAUGGAGUGAGAGGCUUAAGGAUGGGGCUGGGAGGAGAGAAGGGAGGGGGUGCUAACAGAAUAUAAAGUGAAUAAAUAAAUACAAAAAUGGAAACAAUGUUUUAAAAAUAUAAACCCUGAAAAAUUAAUGGUAAACACAAAAUAUUAGGUUAUUGUCCUUUUUUUAUAAAUUAUGUAUGAGUGCUCCUCUACAUGUACACCAGAAUGCCAGAAGAGGGCACCAGAUCUCAGUAUAGAUGGUUGUGAGCCCACCAUGUGGUAGCUAGGAAUUGAACUCAGGACCUCUAGGUAGAACAGACAGUGCUCUUAAUCACUGAGCCAUCUCUCUAGGCCAAGUUAUUAUAUUUUAAAGUUGGUCUUUUUUAACAUGUGGGUGUGGGUCCUCUGGAAAAGCAACCAGUGCUUUCAACCACUGAGCCAUCCCUCCAGCCCCACACAUUUAUAACUUUAAUGCAGACCUCAAAGAGCUAUAAGAAUAUAUUGUUCAGAAAUCAUAUGUUUUAUCAAUGUUCUUUAAAUCAUUUAUUUUUCCUUUCUAAAUAUUUGAAUAUUAUUCUAUAGAAUAAGGAAAGAAAGGGAAAAUAAAACUAGAUCUUUUGAUUUUUAAGAAUUCUGCACCAUGUAUUUUCUUUGUUGUUGUUUUUCAAGACAGGGUUUCUCUGUGGCCUUGGCUGUUCUGGACUCCCUUUGUAGAUAAGACCUCAAACUCACAGAGAUCUGCCUGCCUCUGCCUCCCAAGAGCUGGGAUUACAGGAGUAUGCCACCGUGCCCUACAAGAAUUCCAUACUAUGGAAUUCUUGUUUUCUUGUUUGUUUGAGGAAAGUCCUCACUAUGAAGUCCAGGGUGUCCUGGAACUCACUAUGUAGCCCAGUCAUAGUAAUCCUCCUGCCUCAGCUUUCCAAUGCAUGAGCUGCCUUGACUGCCUGACAUUACGUAACAUUUAAUCACAAAGUAUUUAAGAAUUUUGCUUUAUGCCUAAAUUUAAUGGGUAACCCACUCGUAUUUGUAUCUAUGCUCUAGAAAAAUUACAGGUGCCACUUCCAGAUGCAAUCAUCAUAUAUUCAUUACAAACACAUGGGAUGGAGAAUUGUCUCUGCCAUUGAGACCUCUUGCAGAGGUACUGGGUUUGGUUCCCAGAACUCACAUAGAGGCUCACAGUGUCAUAACUCCAGUUCCAGGGGAUCUCUCAUCCACUUUGGUCUCCAUGGGCAUUGGGCAUUCAGGUGAUAGAUUUACAUAUGCAAGGGCAAAUCACGCAUACACAUAAAUUAGUAUAAAUAAAUCUUUAAAAAUAGCAUAGCUAAUCCUCUACAAUAAAAGAUCUUCUGGAGAUAUCUCCAUCCCUGAUCUCAAGCUGUACUAUAGAGCAACAGUUAUAAAAACUGCAUGGUACUGGCAUAGAAACAGAAUGGUGGAUCAAUGGAACCAAACAGAAGACCCAGAAAUAAACCCACACACUUAUGGACACCUGAUUUUUGACAAAGGUGCCAAAACCAUACAAUGGAAAAAAGAUAGCAUCUUCAACAAAUGGUGCUGGUUCAACUGGAUGUCUACAUGUAGAAAAAUGAAAAUAGAUCCAUACUUAUCACCCUGCACAAAACUGAAGUCCAAGUGGAUCAAAGACCUCAACAUAAAACCAGACACAUUAAAUCGGCUAGAAAAAAAAGUGGGGAAUACCCUAGAACUCAUUGGUACAGGAGAAAACUUCCUGAACAGAACACCAACAGCACAGGCUCUAAGAGCAACAAUCAAUAAAUGGGACCUCAUGAAACUGAAAAGCUUCUGUAAAGCAAAGGACACCAUCAUCAAAACAAAGCGACUGCCUACAGAUUGGGAAAGAAUCUUCACCAACCCUUUAUCUGACAGCGGACUCAUAUCCAGUAUAUAUAAAGAACUAAAGAAGCUGAAAAGCAGCAAACCAAGUAAUCCACUUAAAAAUGGGGAACAAAGCUAAAGAGAGAAUUCUCUGUAGAGGAAUAUCGAAUGGCAGAGAAGCACUUAAAGAAAUGCUCAACCUCAUUAGCCAUUAGGGAAAUGCAAAUCAAAACAACCCUGAGAUUUCACCUUACACCCAUCAGAAUGGCCAAGAUGAAAAACUCAAGUGACAACACAUGCUGGAGAGGUUGUGGAGAAAGGGGAACCCUUCUCCACUGCUGGUGGGAAUAUAAACUUGUACAACCACUCUGGAAAUCAAUCUUGUGCUUUCUCAGACAACUAGGAAUAGCGCUUCCUCAAGAUCCAGCCAUACCACUCCUAGGCAUAUACCCAAAAGAGGCUCAAGUACAGAAAAAGGACAUUUGCUCAACCAUGUUUGUAGCAGCUUUAUUUGUAAUAGCCAGAAGCUAGAAACAACCCAGAUGCCCCUCAACUGAAGAAUGGAUGCAGAAACUGUGGUAUAUCUAUACAAUGGACUAUUACUCAGCAAUGAAAAACAAGGAAAUCAUGAAAUUUGCAGGUAAAUGGUGGAACCUGGAAAGGAUCAUCCUGAGUGAGUUGUCCCAGAAGCAAAAAGACACACACGGUAUAUACUCACUCAUAUAAACAUACAACAUAGAAUAACAUAAACCCACUAAAAUCUGAACAUCUAAACAAACUAAGCAAAAGAGAGGACCCUAACUAAAAAUGCUCAAUCCCCAUCCUUUAAAGGCAAAGAGGAUGGACAUCAGAAGAAAAAGAAAAUAGGAAACAACCUCGGAACCUGCCACAGAGGGCCUCUGAAAGCCUCUGCCGUGCAGACUGCCGUGCAGAUGCUGAGCCUGAUGGCCAACUGACGGGCAGAGUGAAUGGAAUUUUAUGUAAGAAGUGGGAAAUAGUAAGAGCUGGAGAGGACAGGAACUCCACAAGGAGAGCAACAGAACAAGAAAAUUUGAACACAGGGAAUUUCCCAGAGACUCAUAAUCCAACCAAGGACUAUCCGUGGAGAUAACCUAGAACCCUGACAAUGCAGCCACUUCUGAUGAGAACUGAUAGACUAAGAUCAGAAAGAAGGAGAGGAGGACCUCCCCAUCAGUGGAAUUGGGGAGGGGCAUGCAUGCAGAAAGGGGGGGGGGGCCGGGAGGGAACGAGGGAGUGGCUUAUGGGGGGAUACAAAAUGAAUAAAGUGUAAUUAAUAAAAGUUAAAAAAAAAGAAAAAAAGUUAAAAAAAUAGCAUAGCUUUAAGAAAACCCUUAAGGAAGACAUGAAGCAAGUACACCAUAGAGAUAUGUGCACAGUAGUUAUCAUGGAAGUUUUCACAAUAGCUGUUAUGGAGAGAAGGUGUCCGUCACCAGAGGGACGGAGCAAGAAGAUGUGGUUCAUACGCAGAAAUGGAAUAUUUUCAGUCAUAAAUAAAAACAAAGCAUGUCAUUUUCAGGAAAAGAAUGGAAUUGGAGGUGGUCGUCUUAAAUGAAUUUAGUCCGUCUCAGAGACAAAUAUCUUUGUUUCUCUCAUCCGUGGGUUUCAGAUUUUAAAGAUACAUAAAAUCAUACAUGUUACAGAUGACAUUAACGUAGAGGAGAAACUGGGUGAACAAAGGACUAAGGGAGGUGGAGGAGUAGAAAAUAGCAGGAAAUGAGUGAGAAUAUGCUGAAGAAGGUUAUGUGCGCGCAUGAAAAUGUAUCCUGUGCACGCACGAUGCGGCUCCUGUAGGCUCUCUCCGUCAGAUGGCGCGAUACUUUGAGCGCCGCGUCUGGCGACUAGCUGACGCCUCCUCCCUCUGCUCCAGACGGAGACCGAGGCCUGGAGAAGGGACUGUCGGGAUAGUAGGAAGUGAGGCCCUGGGAAGGGGAGUGGUUCGGGGCUGAUGCGCACCGCGCCAGGUUUCCGCGCCCGCCCUGCUCCCAUCGCCGUGGCCCUCAAACGCACAGCCGCGACCAUGCCCCUCCACGUGAGCCUUGCCAACGGCAACCGCGACCUGGACUACGACUCUGUGCAGCCGUACUUCAUGUGUGACGAUGAGGAGGAGGACGUGCACCAGCAGCCGCCGCAGCCGCCUGCGCCCAGCGAGGACAUCUGGAAGAAAUUCGAGCUGCUGCCCACGCCGCGCCCGUCCCCGGGCCACGCCGGGCUCUGCUCACCUUCCUGCCAAGCGCUCGCCGUGUCUCUCUCCCCCAAGAACCACGGUGAUGAUAGCUUCUCCACCGCAGACCUGAGGGAGAUGGUGCCCGAGCUGCCAGCAGGAGACGCGGUGAGGCAGAGCUUCGUUUGCGACACGGACGACGAGACUUUCGUGAAGAACAUCAUCCUACGGGACUGUAUGUGGAACGGUGUCUCGGCCUCCACCAAGCUGGUCUCCAAGCUGGACCCCUACCACGCUGUGCGCAAAGAAGGCCCCAGCGGCAGCCCGGCGGCGGACACCGACCCUGCCACCUCUCCAGACUGCACCCCCAACACCUGAGCGCACAGCACUGGUCUUGGGACUGUAAGCUUCAGCCAUGUUAACUGCCUCAAAUUCUGGGCAUAAAAGAACCCCUCUCCCCUUUUCUUUUUUUAAGCUUGUCAUCCUUCGUCACCCCCCUUAACAGAUGUAUUUGUUUAAAAGAAAAAAACUUUUAAGUUUAUUAAAUUUCCAACGUCUAGUGGACCCUUAAAUGUAAAUAACUCCAAUAAAGCAUUUUAUCAGUUAUA